AUGGUGACGACACCCCGGCCGGGGGCGGCGGGCCGAGGCGGCUCGAGAGGUGGGGCCUGUGAGGGCCGGGGCCGAGGGGCGGCCGGUGUCUCCCCUGCUGCAGGGCCGGCUUUUGGUCCAAAUUCUCGAACUGGGACAACCAGUGCCCCCAGUACACGGCGUUACCGCGGUCGCUGCUGUGUCCUUGCGAGCAGAAGGCGGUACUCGGGGCGAGGAGGUGGGGGGCGCAUGCGCAGUACAGCGCAAACCCUGGUACUGCAGACAGGUUCAGUUUUUGGAAGUGAAAUGCAUAUUGAACUAAGGACAAAGAGGCGCGUGCAGCAAAGGAUACCAUGGUCAUCUUACAAGGCACCGGCCCCCGCGGGGGCUCCGCUGGAGGCGCCCGGCGCGGCCCGCGCCGCCUCCCCGCCCCUCCCAAGGUCGCGGGGGCACCGCCACCCCCAGUCCCCUCCCGCGCGUCGGGGGUCCCGCGGGGCGUCGGGGGCGGAGCGGGGCAUCACCGCGCAGCGCCCGGGCCCUGCGGAUCUCCGGCUGCAUUCUCGGGAGUGGAGCUCGAUGCUGUGCCGCACCACCGGCUCGUUUCCCUGGCCACUUCACAGGGCACCCUGCAGCUGUGGGGGUCUGUCCAUCCCCCGUUUCCCCCCAUCCCCUUGCUUCAUACUCUCCCUCUGCACAGACAACCUCUGGAGCGACCAGAGCCUGGAGACAGAUCCUGACCUCCCCCCAGGCUGGAGGAAAAUCCGAGACUCUCUGGGCACCUACUACUGGCAUGUGCCAACCGGCACAACGCAGUGGCAGCACCCUGCACACACCACCAGCCCGGGAGGGCGCCUGGAGGCUGAUGGAGAGGAGACAUUCCAAGGAAUGGACUGCCAGGCCCCCAGGACAAAGCACUCGGCAAAGGACAGGCCCAUUCCCAGCCCCAUGGCUUCGCUGUCCCGGAGGACCUCACUGCCCUGGCACGGAGAUGACUUCCAGCGCAGCACAGAUCCUGGCUCCAAGUGCUUUGCUGUGCGCUCGCUGGGCUGGGUGGAGAUCCCCGAGGAGGACCUGGCACCUGGAAAGAGCAGCAUCGCUGUCAACAACUGCAUCCAGCAGCUCUCCAACAACAAGGGCUCUGUGGAGAACCGGGGCGAGGGCCAGGACCUGGUGAUGAUCUUGAAGAAGGACACCAUGAGCCUGGUGGACCCCCUCGACCGCAGCCUCAUCCACCGCCAGCCCAUCCUCAACAUCCGUGUCUGGGGUGUUGGCUGCAACAACGGCAGGGACAGAGACUUUGCCUUUGUGGCCAGUGACAAAGACACCUGUGUCCUCAAGUGUCACGUCUUCCACUGCAACGUGCCCGCCAAAGGCAUCGCCAAGGCCCUGCAUGAGAUGUGCUCCAAGAUCAUGGCUGAGCGAGCUGUAGUGAGCUGUGGGCAACCAUGCACCACCACGCUGGGGUCCAUCUCCACUGAAGACCUGCCGCUGCAAGUGGAUAUCCUGGAAGCGGUGAGGCAGUCGAUGCAGACCUAUGAGGCGCUGUACAUUGGCAGCCUGCCCGUGCCCAGGGCCAUGGGGAUGGAUGUGCUGAACGAGGCCAUUGAGAAGCUGACAAGGGGCCCCGGGCGGGAGCACUGGACACCCUCCCUCAUCCGCGUGUCUGACACAGCCAUGAGGGUGCACCCUGUGCAGGAGGAUGAGGAUGCAGCGCACAUCUGGGAGUGCCAGGUGCGGUAUGUGACCUUCCUGGGAGUGGGCCGGGACGCCCACACCUUUGCACUCAUCGUGGACACAGGGCGACGCUUCCAGUGUGCGGCCUUCUGGUGUGAGCCUGACGCUGGCACCAUCUCGGAGGCAGUGCAGGCAGCCUGCAUGGUGCAAUACCAGAAGUGCCUAGUGGCCGCUGCACCGGGGACAAAGCCGAAGGGUGCGACAGGGCGGGAUGGGCCCGGCCCGGCGGCCUCGGGGGACGCAGCCAGCGGGGCGAGCAAGGCCAGCGGGGGCAGCGGAGGCCCGGCGGGGGCCGGUGCCCGCAAGCGAGGCCUCUUCUCCUUCCUGGAGGCCUUCCGCCUCAGGCGAGCCCUCCUCCACACCCCAUAGC
Molecule: messenger RNA, 2083 nt
Organism: Calidris pugnax (ruff)
Lineage: Eukaryota; Metazoa; Chordata; Aves; Charadriiformes; Scolopacidae
Gene: APBB3
Product: amyloid beta (A4) precursor protein-binding, family B, member 3
Exons: 15
Coding region: 1-2082 (693 amino acids)
Biological process (GO): regulation of DNA-templated transcription
Cellular component (GO): nucleus; cytoplasm
Molecular function (GO): amyloid-beta binding; transcription factor binding
Source: RefSeq, a predicted model, not a curated record